UUGAGGUGACGUCAGGAGGAGCGCUGCUGGUGAGGCUGCCAAGUGCGGAGUCAGUGUGAGAGCGCUCCGGGCGGGAGAGUGAGACGGUGUACGCUUGGACGCUUGGACGCUUGGACGCUGGACGCUGGACACGGCUGACGGACGCCGCUGACUGCCACACUUCAGGAAUGGGAAACCAUAUCGUUUCUGACCAUAACAACAAGAAGAUGCCACUGGGUGAAGAUUGCCAUGCCUGGAAGAAGAAGACCACAGAUGUGAAAGAGAAGUAUGACUUCAAAGAGAUCUUGGGAACGGGAGCGUUUUCUGAGGUGGUCCUGGCCGAAGAGAAGAGGACCCAGAAGUUGGUGGCUAUCAAGUGUAUCCCCAAGAAGGCAUUAGAGGGCAAAGAAAACAGCAUUGAAAAUGAGAUAGCAGUCCUCCACAAGAUUAAACAUGCCAACAUUGUAUCUCUGGAAGAGAUAUUUGAGAGUAAAUCACACCUCUACCUUAUCAUGCAACUGGUAUCUGGCGGGGAACUCUUCGAUCGCAUCAUAGAGAAGGGCUUCUACACAGAGAAAGAUGCCAGUAAGCUCAUUCACCAGAUUCUGGAUGCUGUCAAAUAUCUCCACGACAUGGGCAUCGUGCACCGGGACCUCAAGCCAGAGAAUCUGCUGUACUACAGCAUGGAUGAAGACUCCAAAAUCAUGAUCAGUGACUUUGGCUUGUCUAAAAUCGAGGGCUCCGGCAGUGUGAUGUCGACAGCCUGUGGGACACCUGGAUAUGUCGCUCCUGAAGUGUUGGCUCAGAAACCCUACAGUAAAGCAGUGGACUGCUGGUCUAUUGGUGUCAUAGCCUAUAUUCUGUUGUGUGGUUACCCUCCCUUCUACGAUGAGAAUGAUGCCAAACUGUUUGAACAGAUCCUGAAGGCAGAAUACGAGUUUGAUUCCCCUUACUGGGAUGAUAUCUCUGAUUCAGCUAAAGACUUUAUAGUCCACCUGAUGGAGAAAGACCCAAACAUCCGUUACACCUGUGAGCAAGCUCUGCUACACCCAUGGAUCGCUGGGGACACUGCCCUGGAUAAGAACAUCCAUGAGUCUGUCAGUGCUCAGAUCAAAAAGAAUUUUGCUAAAAGCAAAUGGAAGCAAGCAUUCAACGCCACAGCAGUGGUUCGUCACAUGAGGCGUCUCCAGCUGGGCACCAGUCAAGAGGGACCCAACCCCACCCUGCCCAGCCCUUGCCGAACUCAUCUGCUGAUGCCAGAGGAAGAUGCAGAGGCUUGUUCUGAGGGCGGGUGCUCCAAGAACGUCGACGGUGGGGCAGACACCCUGUCCAACUGCACCUACCGCUGCCACCCGAUCAGCAGGGUGUGAUCCCUGCAACCGCUCCACUUACCUGUCUAAUCAAUCCCAGUGACUUUCCGAUUUUAACCCCCUCGGUGUCAUCAGAGGCACCAUCUCCCCCAUUAUCUGGUUAGGAAUACAGCGUCAUUCCAACCUCUCGCCUGCAGGGGGAGCAAGCCUGUCCAGCCUGAGAAGGAAGACAUAAAAUGGGAUGAAAAGGAGGAGGAAGGAGAAUGGAUGAUAAUGAUGAUGAUUAAGCACCAGAGUGGAUUGUUUUUAAAGACUGGGCUGGUAGUUUGGGAUGAGUUUUAAUGGGGGAGACGAUACAGAGGAGGGGAAGAUAACCUCCUCCACCAGCUUGUCAGGUGGAUUGUUUUUUGCCACAGCAGGACAGAGCUUGUUGGACACUGUUUUUAAACAUUAUUUUUUGAUUCAGCCUGUCUCUUUGUUUGUUUUAUUGUUUACGGUUUUAUAUAUUUUGUGUUGUUUUUUUAACCUCCUCCUGUUAGACUUUGGAGUGUAAAUCCAGAAACAAUAUCUGCAUGAUGAGGAGAGAAUUUCCCCCGCGCAUGUUUUGUUAUCUUUAAAAUAUACCCUGUUGCAGAAAUGCAGUAUCGCAGUACCAUGCAAGUGUUGUGUGCAAAGUUGUUUUUUGUUUUGUUUUGUUUUGUUUUUUUCAAGGCAGAAAGGCAUAGAGCAUUUUGAUAUGUUGCAUUAUUUGAAAUGAAACUGAGUUAAAUCUUGUAAUUUUACAGAUCUGUAUUCUAUGUCUUUAAGUUGUGCUUUUAGACAAUCAGUGACAUAAUAGUUUAUGCAAUGAAAACUCCACCUGUCUACUAUGUAGCCUCUCUUGUGGCAAUAUAGUUUUUCCAUGCAGUUGUUAGGCUUUCUGAAAGUAAAAGGCUUCCCUUUCUCUUUUUUCAUCCCCAAUUCUGUUCAACCACUCAAGCACAGGGAUAUAUCUUUGUCUAAGGUGCCUUUAGGAUAUAUAGUAGGAUGGUUUUAUUUUUCGGGUAGCUUGUGAAAUGUCUUGUCCUUUUUUUCUGCAGAGUGCUUGCAGCACAAACUCUUUCUGUCACUUCAUAUUUUGUAUGUAUCCGAUUUUCAGCUUAAAAAUGCAGUUUUCUGCUUUUUGUCACAAAGUACUGUAAUCUCAGAAGGGAGGCCCGCACUCAUACAGUACCAGUUGCCAUUAUGGUCAUGCACAAUUUGUUUUUCACGCAAUCUACUCUAAAUGAAAACAGCUAAUUACAAACAGUUACAUAAUGAAAAGGGUAAAGCAACAAUAUUAUUUGAAAACUUUUCAGGGGAGCUUCAGGGGAUUUGUCUGCUUCACCAACAAAUCCAUCAAAUUUUUUUUUUUCAGGAAUAUUUUUCUAGUAUUUUGCCUUCUCCCUCAAUGGCACAUUAAAGAACUGUGCUCAUUUAUCUUAAUACAUUUUUUGCAAAAACAAAAAAACUUGCAAACCUGUAAAGCAUUGAUCAGUGUGCUCAGCUAGCCCAGUGUGCUAGGCUGAUUUAGUAAGACUAGGAAGGUUGUGUGAAUGCAAAAAAAAAAAAAAAAAAGCAACCAAAAUUUGAUAUGCAUCUCUCACCAUGUACUGUACCUGUACCACCAUUACAGUCCUUUUCUUUUUACAUUCUUUUACAGGCACAUUUGCUACACAUGCAGCCUUUUUAGAAAAAACCUGGAUCAAAGAAUAUGAAUAUGCAUCAGGUUGACUCACAUCUUUACUGUGCAUCCACCAGUGCUUUUUACACUGAUGAAAACAGAGUACGUACUCUGUAUUCAUUCAACGUUACUUCAGUGAUUCUACUUAAAGGUGUGCGUAGACAAACACACACGGCGUGUUGGUUCUUUUAUUAGCUUUUAUAAAGAAUCCUUUGCCGUAGGUUUUUUAGUGGAGAAAGGCAUCUAGUAACAGAUGUAGAGGAGCUUUAAACAAAUUUGUUUUGAGUCCUCUGUACUUUAUUCUGGGGCCUGUUACAGUGACUGUCCUGGGGGGCUCACAGGACUAGAGAUGCUGGCAUCUUCCAUGAGCUUCAUCCAUCCUCUGAUCACUCCAUCCCAACCUUGAAAGGAUAAGUUUCUUUUUAAACUGCCCAUUCUCUCUUUGCUACAACAGGAUAGACAUUUGACACUGAUGUGAUUUGGUACUGAUUAUGUAUGUUUGCAUGAUGUGGCUUGAAAUUUGUGAAUCCCAUAAUUAACAAUGGAUAGCGUGUACGCUACGUGUGAUAAUGUUACAGUUGCUGUGAGAUGAGCGCGGGAGAAGCAAGACAUUUUUGUCAGAUGUUUUACUCCUGAACCACUUGUAAAAUUCUCUUCAAAACAUCACGCAGAUGAGUAAAGAGCAACAACAGUUGUAAUAACUUUUCAACAUGUCAAAGCAAGUUCAAUGUGCUGCUUCAGAAGGUAUUUUUGAGCUUUAUUCUGCAUCUCUUUUGGGUAGGCGUUGUAGUGUAUUUGGACAGUAGUGUAACUGGUGACUCCAAAUUGUAAAGCGUAGUAAAAGAGUGAUUAUUUUUUCAGGAAAUUUUCAGUGUGGAUUGUUUGUACUUCAUGAAUUACUGUGACUUUGAGACACCCAGACAUGCACAGGAAAGCCAACACAUGGAGGCGGUCGUCGUCCACAGUCUUAUUAAUGGCGGCAAACUGGUAAUAUCCUAAUUAAUCUCCUGAUAAUGAAAAAAACUCUGCUAAUGUGAUACAUUGCCACAAGUGCUGAUGGCUUGGCUGUGUCUCCUGCACUCUUAUUUAGCUCCUGUACUUUGUCCUUUGAUGAUGUUGAAAUUUAUUGUAUUAAUAUACAAAGUUCUUACAUUCUCCAGAUUCUCCUGUAGGUUUAAUGCACUCUAUCUUAAAAGUACUCAAAUUAAAAAUGUUUCCCACAAACCUUAAAAGAAAUAUUUAUUUCAAGGCAAAAGGUAGUGGAAUAUAGAAAGAGAAUAGUUUGUUACAGUGAACAAACAAAACCCAAAUGUUUGCACUUGCUUUGUUCGUUGCUGAGACAAAGAACCUGGAAACAGAAAAAACUAAAGAUUUUUACAUUCCAGUGCAAUGAAACAAGUGAUUAUGAAAUACAUAACCAUAUCCCAUUACCUCACCACUCAACUACGUUGGUAGGAAAAUAGCAGGGGUGACAUUAGAAUUACAACUGAGGAGAAGGAGUCAGACUGACCUUGCCCACAAAGGUGCUCAACUACAGGGUGUUUUGAUAAACUACCACAGCUUUUGAAUUAAAAGUGAUCGUUUUUACAGCACUUACAUUUCACUCAUGAAUUUUGCAGUGCAUCAACCUAAAGGACAGAUUUGGUUUGUGUGAAGGCUUUUCCUUGGAUUGCUCAUCAACCACUUGUCGAGACUGACCAGUGUCUGGUAAGAUUUGUUGUACAAAUGAGUAUUUGUACCAUAAAUAUGUUGCCUUUUAAUAAAUGCUGUUUUGGGGCUACAGUACCUAUUGUACACAUGGAUGCAUUGCAUCAUGGGUUGUUGAAAAGUGACUACUGCUCAGUGUAAAAAUCCAGUGACCUGUGCUUGGAACAGAUUUGUAAAUGAAACAUAAAUUAAAAUCCCUGUCUAUGCAUUA
This is a messenger RNA of Xiphias gladius (swordfish), 4909 nucleotides long. It is a transcript of the gene camk1b, whose product is annotated as calcium/calmodulin-dependent protein kinase Ib. The record is from RefSeq and is a predicted model, not a curated record. Gene Ontology annotation, cellular component: intracellular anatomical structure. NCBI's taxonomy places the organism in Eukaryota, Metazoa, Chordata, Actinopteri, Istiophoriformes, Xiphiidae. Gene Ontology annotation, molecular function: calmodulin binding; calcium/calmodulin-dependent protein kinase activity; ATP binding. The transcript is spliced from 13 exons. Bases 168 to 1349 code for a protein of 393 amino acids. Gene Ontology annotation, biological process: peptidyl-serine phosphorylation.